AUGGGGGAUUCGAGUGACUCAGUCUCCAUUGACAUUGAUAUGGUACCUUUAGGAGGGAAGGAAUGUGUGGUGAACACAAGCAAAGGUUCAGUCUCUGUGCUUGUUUGUGGGGAUCAAGGAAAGCCUGCUUUGAUAACAUACCCUGACGUUGCUCUCAAUUACAUGUCCUGUUUCCAAGGCCUCCUCUUUUGCUCAGAUGCUGCUUCUUUGCUGCUUCACAACUUUUGCAUUUACCACAUUGAUGCACCUGGCCAUGAGUUGGGAGCUGAUGUGAUUUCUUCAGAUGUCCCCUUGCUUAGCGUGGAUGACCUUGCAGACCAGGUGGUCGAAGUGCUUGAUUUCUUUGGGUUGAAAGAAGUCAUGUGCUUGGGUGUAACAGCUGGUGCUUAUAUCCUUACACUCUUUGCAAUGAAGUAUAAAGAACGAGUGCUUGGGUUGGUACUCGUGUCUCCUAUCUGCAAAGUACCUUCAUGGACUGAAUGGCUUUACAACAAGGUAUUGUUGAACUUGCUAUACUUCUAUGGUAUGUGUGAUGUAGUGAAGGAAUGCCUUCUGCAGCGUUACUUCAGCGAGGAGCUUAGGUCUAGCAUGCAUGUUGCAGAAUCAGAUAUUAUACAAGCUUGCCGAAGGUUACUGGAUGAAAGGCAAAGUUCAAAUGUCAUGCGAUUCCUUCAAGCAAUUAAUGAGAGGCAUGACCUUACAGAGGGCUUGAAGAAUUUGCAGUGUAAGACGCUUAUUUUUGUGGGUGACAGUAGUCCAUUCCAUGCUGAAUCUGUGUAUAUGAAUGCCAAAAUGAACAGAAGAAGCUGUGCUCUUGUUGAGGUUCAGGCAUGUGGCUCACUGGUAACAGAAGAGCACCCAUACGCCAUGAUAACUCCGAUUGAGUUCUUCCUCAGGGGUUUUGGCUACUACAGACAACCGCAUUUUAAUUCCUCAUCAAGUAAUGACUCCAAUCCCACCAGCCCCUCGAACCAAUCAUGCAUAGCGCCAGAACUUCUUUCUCCUGAGAGUCUAGGAAUCAAGCUCAAACCCAUCAAAACCCGGAAGAAGGGGAUUGGAAAGCUUUACAUGUAUAUGGCUGCAUCAGAUAGUAGGAAAUUCUUUGAAUGUAGUGGUGGGGAGGAUAGGUUCGGAAGUUUCAAGACAAUUCCAUUGUAUUGCAUGCUGCCAAUGUCACAACAGAAGAAGGGGAUUGGAAAGCUUUGCAUGUAUAUGGCUGCAUCAGAUAGUGGGAAAUUCUUUGAAUGUAGUGGUGGGGAGGAUAGGUUCGGAGUAUAA
This is a messenger RNA of Prunus armeniaca (apricot), 1278 nucleotides long. Lineage: Eukaryota; Viridiplantae; Streptophyta; Magnoliopsida; Rosales; Rosaceae. The record is from the annotation of a GenBank genome assembly.